AUGGAAAUAGAGAAUGUGACUACUGUCACUGAGAUCCUUCUCCUUGGAUUUGUAUGUGACCCUGAUUUGGAGAUCAUUUUGUUUCUGGUUUUCCUUCUAGUUUAUCUACUGACGGUCCUGGGGAACGCGCUCAUCAUUGUACUCAUCUGCAUCGAUCAUCGCCUCCACUCCCCUAUGUAUUUCUUCCUCAGCAACUUGUCCUUCAUUGAAAUAUUCAUGACGACCACUGUUGUGCCCAAAAUGCUAGCCAAUCUCCUGGCUGAAAAGAAAACCAUUUCGUUUGGUGGUUGCUUUGCUCAGAUGUACUUCUAUUUCUUCAUGGGUUCCACAGAGUUUAUCCUUUUUGCUGCCAUGUCCUUUGACCGCUACAUGGCCAUCUGCUACCCACUUAGGUAUCCUAUCCUCAUGACUGGGAUGGUCUGCAUCAAGAUGGUGAUUGGCUCUUGGAUUGGUGGGUUCUUGUCUGUGUUCUUGUCAAUUGUGCUGAAAGUUAGGUUGCCUUACUGUGGACCUAAUGUCAUUAAUCACUUUUUCUGUGACAGUGCCCCUUUCCUGCAUCUUGCCUGCCAGGAUAUCAGCCUAAUUGAGUUGGUUGACUUUGUGGGUUCUUUGAUUCUACUGCUUGGUUCCCUCUCAUUUACUGCUACGUCUUAUGUCUACAUAAUCAGUACAAUUCUCAAGAUUCCAUCUGCACAGGGCAGGAAGAAGGCCUUUGCCACCUGUGCCUCCCAUUUCACAGUUGUCUCCAUGGGCUAUGGCAUCUCCAUAUUUGUUUAUGUCCGGCCAUCCCAGAGUGACAUCAUGAGCAUAAACAAAUCAUUAGCCAUUUUCUCUGGCAUCUUGACCCCCUUACUGAACCCUUUCAUCUUCAGUCUCCGGAAUGAACAAAUGAAAGAGGUGUUGAGAGAUGUGCUAAAGAGAAUAACCUCCAAGAUAAAAGAUGGCUGA
Molecule: messenger RNA, 948 nt
Organism: Hemicordylus capensis (graceful crag lizard)
Lineage: Eukaryota; Metazoa; Chordata; Lepidosauria; Squamata; Cordylidae
Product: olfactory receptor 6M1-like
Exons: 1
Coding region: 1-948 (315 amino acids)
Biological process (GO): G protein-coupled receptor signaling pathway
Cellular component (GO): membrane
Molecular function (GO): G protein-coupled receptor activity; olfactory receptor activity
Source: RefSeq, a predicted model, not a curated record